Messenger RNA from Prosopis cineraria, 1373 nucleotides. RefSeq lists its product as uncharacterized. The record is from RefSeq and is a predicted model, not a curated record. Lineage: Eukaryota; Viridiplantae; Streptophyta; Magnoliopsida; Fabales; Fabaceae. The transcript is spliced from 3 exons. The coding region runs from base 381 to 743 and encodes 120 amino acids.
UCUCGCGCGUACCGGAUCAGUUCUCUUCGUCGACGAACAAGCAUCCCAUACUCCGUUGGACAGUGGACACCGUCCACCGUUGUCAGCCCUGCGUGGUUGUUCUCGGGCAAUCAGUGAAGUGAACCUUGGGCUUUUUCUACUCCAAAAUCCGCUAAAGGCAAUUGAAAAUGGAAGCUAAUGUUGAUGAUCAAUGACAUGAUGCUAAAUCGAAAGGGGAGAAGGACGACCCUGUUCUACUACCAAAUAGAGAGUGAAAGACAACUGGAAAAGAGGCAGUCAACAAUAUGGUGAAGUAGAAGUGAGAGAGAGUGUUCAAAUAUCGGAUGUGACUUAUUCAUGAUGACUUGGAGUUCUUUGAUGAACAUCAUUGAAAGAGGGACAUGGCAACAAAACCAGUAGAUAGUAAUCAGCAAGCAACAAAUUCCACGCCUGUCCAGAAAACUGAUGAGGACCGAAUCACUGCAAGCCCUUCUGCUGCUGGUAUGAUAGAAACUUUAGAAAAUCAGUAUCACAAAAUUAAAGAGCACGCAGAAACUUAUCCUUAUGUGUGGGCUUCCUAUAUUGUUGUCUAUGGUGGCUUUGGCCUCUGGACUGCCUAUCGAUGGAGGAAGCUUCGCAAAACUGAGGACAGAGUUCGAGGUCUUCAGGCAAGGCUUAAGCAGCUUGUUGAAGCUGAAGAAUCUUCUGCUACUUCUACCAUGGCCGAGAAGGCUCCAUCCUCUUCUGAAAAGCCUGCAAAGUAGCCUGCAAUAUCACCCAAGAACAGUUUAGUUAACUGCCAACUACGUUACAUUUCCAUGAUCUGUGGAUGCCUCAUGAAAGAUUUUUUUCUUGUUCUUGGCUAACUCCAGUAACCAAGUCUGUUGAAGCAGCUAUGACUACACUAGAAGAUCUGAAUUUACAAUAAUACCUCAAAUUGUUAUUUAGCCUUCUGGUGACAAUUUUUUGGCACAAUUAUUUGUAGCAUCUCACCAUGUGCCGUCUUUGGUUCAGGAGAAUUUUUGUGGAGAGGCGCGCGCUUGCUGUGAUAGCAUAUUCCAAAUGUGAACUUGUAUGUUGCAUGGUUUUUGCCAUAUGACCUAAAUUUAGUUCAUUGAGAAGCUCAUCAGUUCAGAUUCAGUUGGGUUUAUCAGGGACUCACGGAGCCUUUUUGCACACUCGGGUUCAGAUUUGUGUACAAUCAUGAGGCAUUUUUUGGUAAACAGUCAUCAAGCAUGUUGAUUAAUUGCUGUUGCAAUAUCCCUGUGAUUUGGCAAAGAAUAGUGACACUUGUCUACGACGUUUGACCCCUGAAUCUUCGCAAGAAUAUAAAACUCCAGUCCCUACCAUUCGUGACGGAAUGUGCAGAAAUUUUAUUGAAAUGACUUGAAGGA